CGGAGGCGCCGAGGCAAGAUGGCGCCUGCGGUCGCUGCGAGCGGGGACCGGGGGCUGAAGAGCCUGGUGUGGCAGAAACUGAAGACAUCAGUGUUUGAUGACUGUUGGAAAGAAGAAGAAUGGAAGAUAAUUCUUCUUGAUGACUUUACCACGAAGCUUCUGUCGUCAUGUGGUAAAAUGACAGACUUACUAGCAGAGGGAAUUACUGUUGUGGAGAAUGUUUACAAGAAUCGUGAACCAGUCCCACACAUGAAAGCCAUUUAUUUCAUCACACCUACAGUAAAGUCUGUAGAGGGGCUUAUAAAUGACUUUGCAAGUAAAUCAUCCAGCAAGUACAAAGCAGCCUAUGUUUACUUCACCGACUUUUGUGAUGACAAACUUUUCAAUAGAAUGAAGUCAUCUUGUUCAAAGGCUAUAAGACGGUGCAAAGAAAUAAAUAUAAACUUUCUCCCCUAUGAAUCACAGGUAUUUACUCUUGAUGUCCCAAAUGCAUUCUAUCACUGUUACAGUCCCAACACAGAGAAGACAAAUGAUGCCAUACUGGAGCAAAUGGCUGAACAAAUUGUUACCUUAUGUGCUACUCUAGAGGAAAAUCCAGGUGUAAGGUACAAAAGUAAGCCUUUGGACAAUGCCAGCAAACUAGCACAGCUAGUUGAAAAAAAGCUUGAAAACUUUUAUAAAAUUGAUGAACGCAGCCAAAUAAAGGGCAAAACCCAUUCCCAGCUGUUAAUAAUCGAUCGUGGAUUUGACCCUGUGUCAACUGUGCUUCAUGAACUCACUUUUCAGGCAAUGGCUUAUGAUCUGCUACCAAUUGAAAAUGAUACAUACAAAUAUAAAACCGAAGGUGCAAGUGGGAAAGAAAGGGAAGCAAUUCUGGAAGAAGAUGAUGACCUCUGGGUGAAAAUCCGGCAUAAGCACAUUGCAGAUGUUUUGGAGGAAAUACCAAAGCUUAUGAAAGAAGUUUCUUCAAAAAGGAAGGCAACAGAAGGGAAACUAUCUUUAAGCAAUCUGGCUCAGCUUAUGAAAAAGAUGCCGUAUUUUCGUAAACAGAUUACUAAGCAAGUGGUCCAUCUUAACUUAGCUGAAGAUUGUAUGAAUAAGUUCAAGAGUAAUAUAGAGAAGCUGUGCAAAGUUGAACAAGAUUUGGCUCUUGGAACAGAUGUAGAGGGGCAAAAAGUGAAAGACUCGAUGAGAGUCCUCCUUCCGGUAUUGCUCAAUAAAAAUCAUGAUAACUAUGAUAAGAUAAGAGCCAUCCUCCUCUAUAUCUUCAGCACAAAUGGAACUACGCAAGAAAACUUGGACAAGCUGAUCCAGAAUGUACAGAUAGAAAAUGAUAGUGACAUGAUAAAAAACUGGAAGUACCUUGGUGUUCCUAUCGUUACCACACCUGCAUCCCAACAGCGUCGAUCAUCAAGGAAGGAUCGGUCUUCAGAAGAAACAUUUCAGCUUUCUAGAUGGACUCCUGUUAUUAAGGACAUUAUGGAGGAUGCAAUAGAAAAUAAACUAGAUUCAAAAGAGUGGCCUUAUUGUUCUCAGUGCCCUGUACCCUGGAAUGGUUCUGGAGCAGUGAGUGCUCGACAUAAGCCCAAAACGAAUUACUCGGAGGAUCGGAAGAGUGGUUCAAAGCUCAUUGUGUUUGUCAUUGGAGGCAUUACAUAUUCAGAAAUGCGCUGUGCAUAUGAAGUUUCUCAAGCCUUCAAGUCUUGUGAAGUUGUUAUUGGUUCCACUCACAUUAUGACACCUAGAAGACUACUGGAUGACAUAAAGGCACUUACUGUGACAAAAUCAAAGGAUAUGGUCUACUUUAAGGAUGAAUAGGGAUUUAUAAUGUUCAAAGAAUUUCAAUCAUGUUUAACUUAAUUAUAAGCACAAUCUAGCCAUGUUCCCAUUGCUUUCAAUGGAAGUAACU
Euleptes europaea (tarantolino) is the source of this 1909-nucleotide messenger RNA. RefSeq names its product syntaxin binding protein 3 (gene STXBP3). The transcript has 19 exons. Gene Ontology annotation, biological process: vesicle-mediated transport; intracellular protein transport; neurotransmitter secretion. Lineage: Eukaryota; Metazoa; Chordata; Lepidosauria; Squamata; Sphaerodactylidae. Gene Ontology annotation, cellular component: plasma membrane; secretory granule. The record is from RefSeq and is a predicted model, not a curated record. The coding region runs from base 19 to 1818 and encodes 599 amino acids. Gene Ontology annotation, molecular function: syntaxin binding.